Messenger RNA from Synchiropus splendidus (mandarinfish), 2266 nucleotides. It is a transcript of the gene gabra5, whose product is annotated as gamma-aminobutyric acid type A receptor subunit alpha5. Lineage: Eukaryota; Metazoa; Chordata; Actinopteri; Syngnathiformes; Callionymidae. Gene Ontology annotation, molecular function: inhibitory extracellular ligand-gated monoatomic ion channel activity; GABA-A receptor activity; GABA-gated chloride ion channel activity. The coding region runs from base 266 to 1642 and encodes 458 amino acids. The transcript has 10 exons. The record is from RefSeq and is a predicted model, not a curated record. Gene Ontology annotation, cellular component: neuron projection; dendrite membrane; synapse. Gene Ontology annotation, biological process: synaptic transmission, GABAergic; gamma-aminobutyric acid signaling pathway; nervous system process.
UUCAGACUCUCAUUAUGUGCUCUCUCCUCCACCACUGAGCCUGUGCUGAGCAGCUCUGUGUUCCUCAGAGACCAAAAUAAAGGAUGGACGUACAGCGCAAGUCUCUUUAACCUUUAAUCGGUCGUGGACAGCUGAUCUUGCUCUCGAUUGUAUUUCCCUGCAGCAUGCGAUUACAGUGACAGAGGGAGUGGACGGUCCUCUGCCACAGACUGAUACUGUGAGAGCGAGCGGAGGAGAAGUUUGGCUGAGCGUCGUCUUUUGUGGAAUGGGCGAUGGAAUGUGCGACAGCUUUGCAAUGAGACGUCUGUGGCUCUGUGUCUUGGUUGUGAGCAUCACCUGCCGUCUAAGCCUCACGCAGGAAGUGAGUGGAUCUCCCAACGAGGCAGAGGUAAAUGGCAACAUCACCAUUUUCACACGCAUCCUGGAUGGACUGCUGGACGGCUAUGACAACAGGCUGCGACCUGGACUGGGGGAAAAGGUGACAGAAAUUAAGACCAACAUCUUCGUCACAAGCUUCGGUCCGGUCUCUGACACUGAAAUGGAAUACACGAUCGACGUGUUCUUUCGUCAAAGCUGGAAGGACGAGAGACUGAGUUUUAAAGGGCCCAUAGAGAUGCUUCCCCUCAACAACCUCCUGGCCAGCAACAUCUGGACUCCUGACACCUUUUUCCUAAAUGGGAAAAAGUCCAUUGCACAUAACAUGACAACUCCGAACAAGCUGCUGCGGCUUAAGGAUGACGGCACUCUGCUCUACACCAUGAGGCUGACUAUUUCGGCGGAAUGCCCCAUGCAGCUGGAGGAUUUCCCCAUGGAUGCACACGCUUGUCCUCUGAAAUUUGGAAGCUAUGCGUACCCAGUCUCUGAGGUCGUCUAUACUUGGACCGAGGAAGCAGCUAAGUCGGUGGUGGUUGCAGAAGAAGGCUCAAGGCUCAACCAGUAUCACCUGAUCGGUCAGACUGCUGGCACCGAGGACAUAUACACCAGCCGAGGACAGUACACGGUGAUGAUGGCACACUUUUACCUGAAGAGGAAGAUCGGCUAUUUUGUCAUCCAGACCUACAUGCCUUGCUUCAUGACUGUGAUCCUGUCUCAGGUCUCCUUUUGGCUAAACCGUGAGUCCGUGCCAGCACGUACUGUUUUUGGAGUGACCACUGUAUUGACCAUGACCACCCUCAGCAUCAGUGCCCGUAACUCUCUUCCUAAAGUGGCCUAUGCCACGGCGAUGGACUGGUUCAUAGCUGUGUGCUACGCCUUCGUCUUCUCUGCUCUUAUUGAAUUCGCCACAGUGAACUACUUUACGAAGCGGAGCUGGGCCUGGGAUGGAAAGAAGGCAAUGGAGGCUCAACAGCCGAAGAAAAAGGACCCCUUGGCUCUCUCCAAAAAGCCCAACAACACGUGCUCGGCAGGUGUGAACUACACCACCAACCUCACCAAGGAAUCGUCCAUCGCGACCAUCUCCAACAGCACGGCCGUUCAGCUCAAGUCCUCUGAGUCCAAAGCCCCUGACCCCAAAAAAACAUACAACAGUGUGAGCAAGAUUGACAAGAUGUCAAGAAUAGUGUUUCCAGUGCUUUUUGGAACGUUCAACCUUGUGUACUGGGCCACAUAUCUCAACCGGGAACCAGUGAUCAAAGGAGUGUAACAGAGAAGUCCUCCUCCCCAAAACACACAGAUUUGGCAUUCCUUCUUUCUCUCGAGCAGAGGCGCAGAGACAGACCGGCGCUGCCCAGUAAUAAUGUCAAAUGCUAUGCAAAAACAAAUUUGGGGUUGACAGCCAUCUUUCUGAUCUUUAAAGCUUCAGGUUUUUGGGCUUUAAAUUGUGAACCUACUCUCUGGAUGUUUGCCAACUUGUUAGAAGCAGAACAACAGCCAUGAUGAAUGUGUCGCCUUGUGAGCUCAUAAUUUUAUCACCGACAUGCAUUUCCUGUCAAAGCUUUUCUGUUUGUGUUUGAAACGACAAAACGUAAACAUUGAUUUCACCCUGCUCUGUUUUAUACACAUCUCCAUGUGACAGAUGUGUGUUAAUGAGUGUGCAUGUUAUUAAGUGUUGAUAAGCACAUAUAUGCCAGUAAUAAAGAACGAAAAGCAAAGGUACAAAUCCUCGAGAAAAAAGAAAAAAGUACAAAAUGUUGAGGUUUUUUCGGUCACUCUUCGAAUAUAGACGUUAACUUUCUGCACAGAUAAUCAGGGGUUUGAUGUCAAGAUGUUUUUUUUUCUAAAUUCUACUUGUUUUGACAGUUGCAGUAUAAAAGUAAGUGCUCUUGAG